This is a messenger RNA of Chiroxiphia lanceolata (lance-tailed manakin), 736 nucleotides long. RefSeq names its product G2/M phase-specific E3 ubiquitin-protein ligase-like. The record is from RefSeq and is a predicted model, not a curated record. Bases 1 to 579 code for a protein of 192 amino acids. Gene Ontology annotation, cellular component: nucleus. NCBI's taxonomy places the organism in Eukaryota, Metazoa, Chordata, Aves, Passeriformes, Pipridae. The transcript is spliced from 5 exons.
AUGAUCACCAUGGGGAUCCAAAUCCCCUUCAGGUUGUCAUCACGGGAGGACAUUAAUGCUUUCGCCGAGUUCGGAGAGAGACACAGGCGCUGCGAUGCCAGCGAGUGCCUUUGUCCAGGAGGCAGGCAGGAGGCAGAGGAGCAGGGGCCCUGGGAACUGCUCCUGUGCUCCUCCUGUGCUGCUGAGGGCACCCACAGACACUGCUCUGGCCUGAGGGACAGCGUAACCAGCUGGGAAUGUGAUGGCUGUGCUGGUCUGGGCACAGCCUCCCGAGAUGACUCAGGGCUUGCUGGUGUCAGCGUGGCCAGACAGUCAGGACUGGAGCCUUCUGACAGCUCCAGGGAACCUGAAACCAUCAGCCCCAGCACAGGCAGCCUGGUGCUACCAGGGCUGUCUCCCAGUUCUCCAGCACUGGAGACCGUCAGCCCCAGCCCCAGCGCCCAGCUGCCAUCUCCUGGAUCUUCAACACCAGAGACCAGCAACCAGUCCCGCCAGCCAACGGGACUGGUUAAUGCAGCCAGUGACAGGAGCCACUGGGAGGGACUGGGUGUCCCUGGGUGUCAUUAUCUAGUUAACUAAACCAAGUCCCUUCACUGUAAACCUUAGACAAGGGAAAAGGGAGGUAACUUGGUUUAUGUCUUUAGAGGGGCCCAAUUCAGUUUUACCAUUUGUUUUUCUUUUCUCUCUCCAGGUUGUAUUGACCUUAGGCUGUUUUCUUUUUAAUUAGCUCAAAUCA